Molecule: messenger RNA, 2711 nt
Organism: Pezoporus flaviventris
Lineage: Eukaryota; Metazoa; Chordata; Aves; Psittaciformes; Psittacidae
Gene: FEM1A
Product: fem-1 homolog A
Exons: 1
Coding region: 185-2233 (682 amino acids)
Molecular function (GO): protein binding
Source: RefSeq, a predicted model, not a curated record
CGGGGUUUGCUGCGCUGAGGUGAGCGGGGUCCGGCCGGGCGCCCCCGGCCCCGCGGGGCUCCUUCCCGCCCCCCCCGAGGCCCGCCCGCCGCCGUCCCUCGCCCCGGGCCGAGCCGUGGGCGCGGAGGAGCCGCUGGUCCAUGGCCAGGAGGUGCCCGGUGCGGUCGCCGCGGCCCCCGUCGCCAUGGACCUGCGCACGGCUGUGUACAACGCGGCCCGCGAUGGGAAGCUGAAGCUGCUGCAGAAGCUGCUGGGCAGCCGGAGCCGGGAGGAGCUGGAGGCGCUGACGGCAGGGCCGGGCGGCGGCGAUGGCCCCGGCGGAGGGAGCACCCCGCUGCUGAUCGCCGCCCGGCACGGGCACCUGGAGGUGGUGGAGUAUCUGCUGGAUCACUGCGGAGCCCGCGUGGAGGAGGGCGGAUCCGUCAACUUCGACGGGGAGACCAUCGAGGGGGCCCCGCCGCUGUGGGCAGCGUCUGCCGCCGGGCACCUGGGGGUGGUGCGCAGCCUCCUGGAUCACGGGGCCUCGGUGAACCAGACCACGCUGACCAACUCCACGCCGCUGCGGGCCGCCUGCUUCGAUGGGCACCUGGAGAUCGUGCGUUACUUGGUCGGGGAGCGCGGGGCAGACCUGGAAGUAGCCAACCGGCACGGACACACGUGUUUGAUGAUCUCCUGCUACAAAGGGCACCGGGAGAUUGCACGUUACUUGUUAGAGAAAGGGGCUGAUGUCAACCGCCGGAGUGUGAAGGGGAACACAGCCCUGCAUGACUGCGCUGAGUCCGGCAGCCUGGAGAUCCUGCAGCUCCUGCUCCGCUCCAAAGCCCGCAUGGAGAAGGAUGGCUAUGGCAUGACUCCUCUGCUGGCUGCCAGCGUCACCGGGCACACCAACAUUGUGGAGUACCUCAUCCAAGGGGGGCUGCAGCAGGAGGAGGAGGAGGUUGCAGGGAGCCAAAACGGGACCUGUGCCUCAGGUGGGAGCCAUCAGAGGUGCUGUGGCGCUGGCAAGCAGGCUCCUCAGGGCAGUGAUGAAGAGGCGUGUGAGAGAUGUUGUGCCUCAGCUUCCAGCCAGGAUGAGCAGCAGGUCCCUAACGUGUUCUGCACUCGAGAGGCUGCUGUGGAAGCGCUGGAGUUGCUGGGUGCCACGUUUGUGGAUAAGAAACGAGACCUUUUGGGAGCCCACAAGUACUGGCGAAGGGCGAUGGAGCUUCGGUGCGAGGGGGGACAAUACCUGCCUAAACCUGAGCCCCGGCAGCUGGUGCUGGCCUAUGACUAUUCCCGGGAAGUGAGUUCGCUGGAGGAGCUGGAAGCCUUGAUCACUGAUCCGGAUGAGAUGCGCAUGCAGGCGCUGCUGAUCAGAGAGCGCAUCCUGGGGCCUUCCCACCCGGACACUUCCUAUUACAUCCGUUACCGAGGAGCCGUCUACGCUGACUCCGGCAACUUUGAGCGCUGCAUUAACCUGUGGAAGUACGCCCUGGACAUGCAGCAAGGCAACCUGGAGCCUCUCAGCCCCAUGACUGCCAGCAGCUUCCUUUCCUUUGCUGAGCUUUUCUCUUAUGUGCUUCAGGACCGCUCCAAAGGCACUUUAGCAACUCACCUGGGCUUCUCAGACCUCAUGGGAGUACUGAGCAAAGGGGUCCGGGAGGUGGAGAGAGCUCUUGUGCAUGGCAAGGACCCUGUAGUUGACUCAGCACAGUUCACCAAGACGCUGGCCAUUAUCCUGCACCUGGUCUUCUUGCUGGAGAAGGUGGAGUGCACCCCGGAGCAGGAGCACCAGAAGCGCCAGGCCAUCUACCGCCUGCUCAAGUGCAGCCCCCGGGCCAAGAACGGCUUCACUCCCUUGCAUAUGGCUGUGGACAAAGAUACCACAACAGUGGGACGUUAUCCCGUGGGCAAAUUCCCAUCGCUCCACGUUGUGAACUUGCUGCUGGAGUGUGGGGCUGACCCGGACAGCCGUGACUACGACAACAACACCCCGCUGCACAUUGCCGCCCGCAACAACUGCCCGCUCAUCAUGAGUGCCCUGAUGGAGGCUGGAGCCCAUAUGGAUGCCACCAAUGCCUUCAAGCAGACUGCUUAUGAGCUGCUGGAUGAGAAGCUGCUCACCAAGAGCAUGAUGCAGCCCUUCAAUUACAUCACCCUCCAGUGCCUUGCUGCUCGCGCCCUGGACAAGCACAAGAUUCCCUACAAGGGUUUCAUCCCCGAGGAGCUGGAAGCCUUCAUUGAACUGCAUUAGGGUGGGAGAGCUGAAGCCUCCAGCCUCUCCCGUCGCUUCUUCCACCCCACAGAGGUCGUGCAGCCUGGGAUCUUGGCCCAUCCUUGCCUAGAUGCUGAAGGCUGUUGCUGUGCUGAGAUGGGAUGUGAGCUUCGUCCUCAUCUGUCACCAUGAAGCUGGCGUGUGCAGGACUAGGGGAAGAGGAGGCUCGAGAGCCCAUGGCUGCCCCUCAGUGUUGUCACCUUCAGGUACCAGACAGCUCCAGUGCACUGUAUCCAGAGAAGGCUGCGGCCCCUGCCCUUUCCCAUGCCAACCGUCUUGCCCUGAAAAGGAUGGACCAUGGAGAUCCCCUGGGACCUGCUGCCUCUCCCCUAAGUGCUGGAUUAACUGAGCAUUAAGCUUUGGAGCAGCUACACCUCACACAUGUGAUCUAGUGCUUCCCAUCCCACAUACCGAGCAGAUAGGAAUGCAAGUGAGGAAUAAAGCAUCUUCCAACUAA